Molecule: messenger RNA, 1349 nt
Organism: Symbiodinium pilosum
Lineage: Eukaryota; Dinophyceae; Suessiales; Symbiodiniaceae
Source: the annotation of a GenBank genome assembly
GUGCGGCUGGUGAGACCUUCCAAACCUGCUGCCGACAAACCCUUGAGUUGCAGGUGCCAAGCGUUAACUUCGUGACUCCAGCACGUACAAGGCCGAGUCCUUUCCAUCCAGCGGCCAUGCAGCGAGAACCAGGUCCAGCCGCUGGGCAAGCCUCAGGCUCUUUUCAGUGCUUUGCGCUGACCUCUGAGUUCUUUGACCAGACACCACAGCUGCCACCGUGGCCCGCACCGCAACGAUGUCCCUCGGGCUUGAAGAUCUACCCGAUUGCUAUUGGCAUCGCUGAUGAGCUGAUAGUGCCGUGUAUUCCGCUGAAAAGGUUCGACUACGCUUUGGUAUGGCCUGGGGACAGACGCACCUAUAGUUUCAACCAUAGAAUCAGCGAGGACACUGUGGCCUACCAUGAAAACUUACGCCAGGCAUGGUUUGCUCUGACUCGGCCAAAAGGCGGCUGGGACUGCCUGCGGCAUUACGAGAUCCUGGCAGCAGGAUCCAUGCCCUACUUCCUGGAUCUAAAAAGGAGACCAGCAAAGAAGGCCGCGUUCCUGCCAAUGCACCUACUCCGUGUUGCCAAAACUUUGCCGGGCGUUUAUGAAGGACGGAUAGAUCCCUCCACCUUCAGCAUACGUACUUGUGUGCGGCCAUGUGGAAAAUACUUGGAGACAAUGGCGCCGCUUCUUCGAUACACGAAGCAACGCUUGGCAGCUUCCAAGCUCGCAGAAUAUUUGCUGAGCCAUUUGCGGGUGCAUCGUCGCUCGGUCCUUUUCCUUCUGCCGCCAGAUGGUUACCACACUGGAGGCUACGCUUCUCGAAACAUGUUCUACGGCUUGAGGAGGGUUCUUGGGCCAGAAAAUGUUGUAGACUACCCCAUGUUUGCCGAGAUGUACGCGGCUCAUGGCAGGAUGGACAUGUCCACAACUGGGCUGCUUCAUGCGCCGGCAAUACAACUGAAUUCCAGCCAAGUGGAAGAUUGGCUGAGAGCUCGCAAGUUUGGUGCUGUAAUCUACAGCAAUGCUCGAGCCCCUUUGCUGUUUUGGGACCUCGUGGUGAGUCUAUAUGCACCAGAAGAGGUUGCUUUCCUGGAUGGCUUUGACCAUGCCAAUGGCUCCAACAUUCUGCGCUUGGCACCUCAUGGGAGGUACUUCCUUCGCGAGAUGGAGGAAGGUUGUCCAACAGGGCCUUACACGUGGAAUUCUGAUGGUAACGCAAGCGCGACGGAGAAAGUGCGGAGGCUCUUCGCAGUUGCUUGCUUUGUGCUUCUUGAAGAUGCCAUUGCAGCGACUGGAGCCUUUGUGGCAUGUGGGGAGCGUAUGAUUAGUUCAGCAAUACCGGUGCACUCUGGCGCACGUUGA